Messenger RNA from Pneumocystis murina B123, 432 nucleotides. Its product is annotated as 40S ribosomal protein S23. Gene Ontology annotation, cellular component: cytosolic small ribosomal subunit; ribosome. The coding region runs from base 1 to 432 and encodes 143 amino acids. The transcript is spliced from 4 exons. The record is from RefSeq and is a predicted model, not a curated record. Lineage: Eukaryota; Fungi; Ascomycota; Pneumocystomycetes; Pneumocystales; Pneumocystaceae. Gene Ontology annotation, molecular function: structural constituent of ribosome. Gene Ontology annotation, biological process: translation.
AUGGGAAAACCUCAGGGAUUAAACGCAGCUCGAAAGCUAAGAACACAUCGUCGCAAGGAACGAUGGUCAGAUCAACUAUUUAAAAAAAGAUUAUUAGGAACAUUGUAUAAAUCAUCACCAUUUCAAGGAAGUUCUCAUGCAAAGGGAAUUGUAUUAGAGAAAGUAGGAGUAGAAGCAAAACAACCGAAUUCCGCUAUUCGCAAGUGCGUACGUUGUCAAUUAAUUAAAAAUGGGAAAAAAAUAACAGCAUUUGUACCAAAUGAUGGUUGUUUGAAUUUUCUAGAUGAAAAUGAUGAAGUAUUGAUUGCAGGUUUUGGAAGAAAAGGAAAAGCCAAAGGUGAUAUUCCUGGUGUUAGAUUCAAAAUUGUCAAAGUAUCUGGUGUAUCGCUUUUAGCAUUAUGGAAAGAAAAAAAAGAAAAGCCACGUUCAUAA